Glarea lozoyensis ATCC 20868 is the source of this 624-nucleotide messenger RNA. RefSeq lists its product as uncharacterized. The record is from RefSeq and is a predicted model, not a curated record. The coding region runs from base 1 to 624 and encodes 207 amino acids. NCBI's taxonomy places the organism in Eukaryota, Fungi, Ascomycota, Leotiomycetes, Helotiales, Helotiaceae. The transcript has 2 exons.
AUGUCAAAAGCCGCAGGAAACAUUGCCGAGUAUAUCAAGGACCAUAAAAUGAAGGGGGGAAUGUUCGACUCUCGUCAUGAUGCUGAUUAUGUUGAUUAUCGGUUCAAUUGGGAUGGAGAAAUUGGCGUCACUGGCAUACAGAGAUUGAAAGAAUAUGCAGACUCUUUUCAGCGUGACGUCCCCGACGAGCUAUUGCCGCAAUUCGAAGUACAAGAGCGCCGUUUGAAAGCUCUGUAUUCUCAAGUUGAACCUUUAAGAUCAGUAGAUCAGGUUCUUCUUGCGCAUGAUAUGAAAGACCCUAGUAAUAUCCUUCAACUAUAUCGGGCGGCUGUAGAUGAGCUGGAUAAGAAGUAUUUGGCUAUCAGAGCAGCAAGAGAAGAGCUUUGGUCCUUCGAUACUAAAGGCUGUCCUGGAGUUAUUCUGGAUGAGCUUGACAUGCAUUUGGUUGAGCCUGUGAAUUGGAAAGUCCAUGAAAAUAGGAAUUCUCCAUAUGACGACUUUCCUCGACUGCCAGACGGAUUUUACGACCACGAGAUCGAUUACGCAUGGGAACAUCAAAGACCUUGGUAUCCUGAAGAAAAUCUCAGAAAACUCUACGAAAACCUGCCCAACCCUCCAAGUUGA